CAAAUCUUACCGCGUCACUGUGAUGCGGCUGCCGGAGCCGGGCACCUUGCCUGCACCGUCCCCGCUCCUCUCCUACCACCACCGAGAGGGACCACACACCAAAGAUGACAGCUCAGCCAAACCCACCUCAUGCAGUGCCAGAGGAGCAACGUUUUUUAGUGCUGUUUGACUUUGAUGAGACCAUCAUCUGUGAAAGCAGUGAUGAUGCUGUGGUGAGGGCUCUGCCGGGCCAGCAGCUUCCCACCUGGCUGAGAGACAGCUACCGUGAAGGGCACUACAAUGAGCACAUGCAGAAGGUCUUGGCUUAUAUGGCUGAGCAGGGUGUGUCUAAAGAAUCUAUCCAUUUGGCAGUGGAGAAGAUCCCACCCACUCCAGGCCUCCUGAACCUCUUCCAGUAUCUGCAGAGCCACCAGCAGGACUUUGAGCUGGUAGUGAUUUCUGAUGCCAACAUGUAUUUUAUAGAAACAUGGCUGGAGCAUGCUGGGGUGCGCCACCUUUUCAGGAAGAUUUUCACAAACCCAGCCAGUUUCAACGCAACCGGUCAGCUUGUGCUUCUGCCUUUCCACUCACAUUUGUGUUCCCGUUGCCCCGACAACAUGUGCAAGCAGUCAAUCCUUCGAGAGUAUCUGGCAGGCCGGCAGAAGGAGCGAGGUGCUGCUCCCUUCCAGAGGGUGUUUUACAUUGGAGAUGGGGCCAAUGAUGUUUGCCCCUCUCAGGCACUGGGGCCCCAGGACACAGCCUUUGCCAGGAGGGAUUUCCCCAUGCACAGGCUGCUGAUGGAGAUGCAGCAGUCCAAGUCUGCCAAGUUCAAGGCAAAUAUAGUUCCUUGGAUCAGUGGUGAGGACAUAGUGGACUCCCUGAAGAAAAUAAUGGAGGAGGGAUGAAAAUGUACAAAACAGAAUUAAAGAUAUGGAGAAAAACAGAAUCCUUGCAACAACCCCAUGUAAAAGAGCAUGAUUUUAAUUCAGCUAAAAUUUAUACAGUUUUUAGAAAUAUAGUAAAAAAAUUGAACAGCUCUUUCAAAGCUAGGCUAAUGCCAUCAUAAUUAAUCGGUAUUAAUGGUAUAUGCAGUUUUAGAAGUCCAGUGCAAAUGCAAAAAAAAACACUGACUUGGAGGUUGAGAUUAUCACAGAAAUGUGCAGUAUUUAUCAUUUACCACAUUCUGGGUCUCGAAACACUGAAGACCUUUUUAACCAAAGUGCUGUGUUCUGCUCCGAAGUGAAAUUAAAUCACCUUGUUCAACAAACCAUCUGCUUGAGUGUGAAUGUAAUUUACAUGUGAAUAUAUCAGUGUUCCAGCUCUGAGAAACAUUUGCAGUUCAAAUUUGUUUGACAGCUAUUGUACACAUGUGGAAAUUUGACCAAUCAACAAGCUUAAAACUCUUCUAACUCCACUGCUUCAUCGAUGGACUUGACGAUGGAUGGGUGAUAUAGCCCUGUCUUGGACAAAAGAGCACACAUGUUGUGUCAGGCAGGGACAAAGACGCCAUAGAACGGGGAUAAGAUUGCAAAGGCUCGGGCCCACGACCUGAUACCUAAUCCAAGGAUUGAUUAUACAACAGUAAUCUACACCAGCACGAAAUCCAAUAGGAACGUUGAAGCCAUGCGUCUGCCUGAUGGCCCAACAUCAUACCUGAUUAAGCAAUGACAGAAAGUGGAAGGCCCCAAAUUUACACUUUAAAUCUGUGUGUGCAAUUAUAGUUGUUAGCUAGCAUCUAAACCCCAUUAAAACUCCAAGUGAAUAUUUAUGCUCCCUCACAGGUCCUGCUUUUUGUUUAAAUGUAUUGCUGUGCAGCAACAGUGGUGUGAGAGUUUUUUGCAUUAUUAACUCAGCAUGUAACCUGAUUCUGUCCCACUAACUUCACAACAGGGAAGCAAAUUAUAUAUAUAUAUAUAUAUAUACAUAGUAUUUUAGUAUUAUGUUUGAAUUCAGAAUAUGGUGCUACAGGAUUUUCUUUCCCAUCCUGUUUAUAGCAAUACUACAGUAUUGAUUAUUUUGCAGCUUAUUGAUAUUUUCAAGCAGCUUUAAGCAAAAGGUGGAAAGAAUGCUUGUCUAUAUUUCUGCAUUUAUUUAGUAUUAAUUUAUUUUUGCAUCACAGUUAGCAAUAGACAGAUUUUGGUGCUGAUGAAAAGCAGAAAAAUAACAUGAUGUUGUUUGAGUGCGUAAAAUGUCCUUUAACUAGUGUGUUUAGUUUCUCAGGGAGUAGAGAAGAAAACAAGCAAACAUUAAUAAGAAUAUGUGUUGAUUUGCACUGUCACAUUUGCUGUUCAAAGAACAAAAUGUUUUAUUUGUGACUGAAAAUGUCUGAAAUCAUAUGAGGUCAAGUUGUAACCCAUUAAUGCUCUGCGAUUAGGAGACUAAAGGUCUGUGAGCUUUUCUCCAUGUGAUGCUAUGACCAGUAAAAAUGUAAAAGCUUAGUUUACUUCAACCAUGUGUAAAUGUAGGUUUGUGCAAUAAUUAAAUACUUUAUACUUGAGAACAAACAGAGAGGUUAAUCAUGAAGUGAGACAUGAUAUUUUCAGGGAUGUGAAUUGACUCUGGGUCACCAAACCAGGGUUUUUAAUCAAACUGUAAUCUUGUUAAGGUAACUAAGUAGAAGGAUGUGCUGUUCGGACUCUGUUCAGCUGAUAGAUUACCUUUGUUUCAGAUUUGUUUUUUCUGCACACUGGGUUUUGUGUGUUUAUCAAAAAGUUGAUGUAAAUGCAUCAAUGGAAUAUAAAGCCAUUAUCUGACUAUGUGUGAUUGUUGUGUCCUUUAUUUCUGACACUCUUAACUAGUAACACUUAACUCUUAACUUCUUCUUCUGGGUUCUGUAUCUUUCUGUUUUUGCAGCAAAGAAGUCUUUCAUUAAACACGUCAUGUUCCCUCACUGUGUCGAGU
Melanotaenia boesemani (Boeseman's rainbowfish) is the source of this 2880-nucleotide messenger RNA. Its product is annotated as probable phosphatase phospho1. The record is from RefSeq and is a predicted model, not a curated record. Bases 105 to 884 code for a protein of 259 amino acids. Gene Ontology annotation, molecular function: phosphatase activity. NCBI's taxonomy places the organism in Eukaryota, Metazoa, Chordata, Actinopteri, Atheriniformes, Melanotaeniidae. The transcript has 2 exons.